AUGGAUCCCGCGGCCUCCGAUGCUCCCGCCGAGCCGCAUGAACAACCUAGGUCAGCCUCGCCGCCGCCGGGACAUCCCCCGACGCGCUCCGCCGACGUCGAGGGGCAGCCCGUCGCGGACGAAGCUGCCAGCGGUGGCGGGGGCGACCAAGAGCGCGCGGCCGACGAGCUCGACUUCAGCGCCGUUCCCGAGCCCGGCGUCAACACGCGCACACACAUGCUGUCGCGCCUCCUCUCCUUCGUGGAGCCGAGCCUGCAAGAGGUGCUGUCGCUGGCCGAGCAGAUGCACGCCGCCCGUGAAGUACUUCAGGACGCUCGCUCGCGAGGCGAGGCAAAUUUCGGCAAGGAGCUGCAAGGUGCCUUCAAGUCCCUGGAGCAGCUGCUCGAGUCUGUGCGUAGUCAUGCCGACAGUAGCCUGCAAUACAGCGAGCUAGGCGCGCAGUUCCUUCUGAAGUGCAAGGAAUUGGAUCGGAACCUGCAGGGGCUCCCGCAGGUCGCGCAGCAGGUGGCGCGGCUGCGAGACUUCGUGGAGCGUAUUGACCGGUGCACGUGA
Molecule: messenger RNA, 552 nt
Organism: Pedinophyceae sp. YPF-701
Lineage: Eukaryota; Viridiplantae; Chlorophyta; Pedinophyceae
Source: the annotation of a GenBank genome assembly